AUUAUGUACCCAGCUAUUGUUGUGACAACACGUAUAAAUAUAGUCUUAUAUUUAUAAAUAUAUCUUAUAUUAAAUAUUAUAAAUAUAUUAAAUAUAUCUUAUAUUUAUUAUUAUAUAAUUCUAAAUGUGUUAUUUAAAAUGUUAACAUCCAUUUUAUCUAAUCAUUGUUUAAAUACACGCAUAUACGUAUAGAUAAGCGUAUAUUUUGUAAUAAAAUCUGUCUAAAUCGAGAUCUAAAAAAACUGUUAUAAAAUUGUCAUAAUCCAAUAAUUUGUAAUUGUAAUUGAAAAUAAUAAACCGUAUCGGAGAGAUAUCGUCGCGUCUACAUGAUAACGUAUUAUUGUAUAUAAAACUAAGUUCUGUGUAUCAAUUUCAUUAUUAAUUGGACAUAGUUGUGAGUGUAAAUUAUUGAUACAAUGGCUAAGGUAAAAGUGCAGCAAGGCUGGCUGGAGGGAGAAGUCCUGGAAGCUUCUACUGGUGAAGGCAAAUAUUACAGCUUCAAAGGCAUCCCGUACGCGGCGCCGCCAAUUGGCAAAUUGAGAUUCAAGGCACCGCAACCUCCACUACCAUGGGAAGGUGUAAGACAAGCUAAAGAAUUCGGCCCUGAAUGUUGGCAACAAGAUAUAUUCACGAACGAAUUGGUCCCUGGCAGUGAAGAUUGUCUAUACCUCAACAUUUACACCCCUGAUCUAAAGCCCUCUAAACCACUAGCAGUCAUGUUGUUUAUUCACGGAGGUGGCUUUAAAAGUGGAUCGGGAAACGACAAGCAUUACGGCCCUGAUUUUCUCGUUAAUCAUAAUGUCGUACUAGUAACUAUAAACUACAGACUUGAAGUCUUGGGAUUCUUGUGCUUGGACACUGAAGAUGUACCUGGAAAUGCUGCUUUGAAAGACCAAGCGUUCGCUAUGAGAUGGGUGAAAGAAAAUAUUUCACAGUUUGGAGGUGACCCUAAUAAUGUAACCAUCUUCGGCGAAAGUGCCGGUGGAGCGUCUACUGCUCUACACAUUGUAUCACCAUUGUCCCGUGGUCUAUUUCAAAGAGCAAUUCCGAUGAGCGGUGUACCGUGUUGCGAUUGGGCUCUCCCUUUUGAACCCAGGAGACGAGCUUUCUUACUUGGUAAACAGUUGGGCCUAGAAACAGAUGAUCCUAAUAAACUUCUAGAAUUUCUCCAAAGUGUUCCAGUUGAGAAACUCGUUAAUACGAAUCCUGCAAUAAUUAGUUUAGAAUUAACAACAAACAAUAUAAUUAAAAUGUAUCACUUCACGCCCGUGAUCGAAAAAAAUUUUGGUCAAGAGCAUUUCUUAAUAGAGACCCCAGAAGAGAUUCUUAAGAAAGGAAAACAGAACAAAGUGGACGUUUUGAUUGGUUACACGAGUAAGGAAAUUUUAAUAGGCCUUCCAGCUUUAGAGAACUUUUUGAUAAAGGAUUACAAUAGAUGGGAAGAAUUGUUAAUCCCUAGAGAAAUCUUGUUGCAAGUUGCGCCCAAGAAGGUAUUUGAAAUAUCGAAACUAAUUCGUACUCAUUACUUUGGUGGGAAGCCGAUUGAUCUAAAUGUUAUAAAGGAGCUGGUAAAUUAUUUAUCAGACUGCACAUUUACUUACGACGUUUAUAGAUAUACUAACAGUUUGGUAAAUCACGGAAAGUUAAAAGUAUUCCUGUAUAAAUUCUCUUGCGUGUCAGAAAGGAAUAUUUAUGGGAAUCAAGGCGCUAAGUAUGGUAUAUCAGGGGCAUCCCAUUUGGACGAUCUCAUGUACCUGUUCGACGCGAAACACGCAAACCUAAAGAUUGAUAGAGGCAGCAGAUCCUAUAAAAUGGUGAAGCAAACUUGCACACUAUUCAGUAAUUUCGCAAAAUACGGUAAUCCUACGCCGGACAACUCUCUUGGAGUGACUUGGAAGCCGUACGACGCAAAAACCAGAAGCUAUAUGGACAUCGACGAGAAAUUGACCCCAGGAAAUAACAUGGACGCAGACGUGAUCGCAUUCUGGAAGAAUGUUUUCGACUUCGCAGGAGUAGAGUUUUAGGGAUUUCAUAUACAAGGCUAAUUGAUGCGACAAGCACUAUUUACCUACCACCACCAACUGGAUCCAUUUUUUCAUAUCCGGAUAAAUGUUAUCCUCUUAACUUGCAGUAAACAACACAAAUUUUUUCAUUAACUAAUAUUAUGAUAUGGAACUUUUAUAUAUUUAAAUUUAACAGACAUUUUUUUUUUACAACACAGGAGGCAAACGAGCAUGCGGCUCACCUGAUGGUAAGUGACUACCGCCGCCCAUGGUCACCAACAACACCUACGGCAUUGCAGGUGUGCUGCCGGCCUUUUAAAAAGGAAUAUGCUCUUUUCUUGAAGGUUAUGUUGUCGUAUCGGUUCGGAAAUACUGCUUCUGGAAGUUGAUUCCAAAGAGUGGUUGUGCGUGGGAGAAAGUGCCUGACAUAUAUAUGUACAUUACUUUUACGUCUAAAAUCAUUUACCUAUACCCAGAUAUCUACCCUAAGCAAUCUAGUUUUUAAACACAAAUUGUUUAUCUAUUUCUUAGAAAAAGUAGUUCCCCUUUACACUAUUUGGGCGGCGGUAGUCACUUACCAUCAGGUGAGCCGCAUGCUCGUUUGCCCCCUGUGUUGUAAAAAAGAAAAACUAAAUUUUGCUGGUUUGGUUGGUUACUCUGUUUGGGUCAUAGAUUGUUAUUUGCUCUUCUAUUGCAGUUGUCUUAUUUAAUUGUUUUAUAUAGUAAUAUUUUAUGUAUUUAGUAUGUAUUUAUUAUAAAUACAUACUAAAUACAUAAAUUAUGUAUAUUAUGUAUAAAUUUAUUUAUUUAAUCUAUUAGAUGUAUAUUCAUAUCAAUGUAUUUAUAUACGUGAUAUUACUGCGUGAAUUUACUGGGUACAGAGGAAUAACACCUGAGUCCUCAGGAAUGGUAACGCAUGGGGGGUAUCAUGGACGAAACAGUAUAAUCUGUUAUGUCCAUGGCUGUAGCUCAUGUCUAUAGGCGACGGUUACCACUUUCCAUCAGGUGGACCGUCAGCUUGUUCGCCAUUCUAAGUUGUAUAUAUAAAAAAAAUGUUUAAAUUAUAUGAAUAUAUCAAG
Messenger RNA from Galleria mellonella (greater wax moth), 3082 nucleotides. Its product is annotated as juvenile hormone esterase-like. The coding region runs from base 417 to 2024 and encodes 535 amino acids. Lineage: Eukaryota; Metazoa; Arthropoda; Insecta; Lepidoptera; Pyralidae. The transcript is spliced from 3 exons. The record is from RefSeq and is a predicted model, not a curated record.